AUGUGGAUCACGACAGGCGAUGGAAGCUUUACGUACACUGUCUUGAACGCGUGGGCGCUGGCGAUGGGCCUCGCACCGAACCCGUCGUUCACACCCAGCGCUCAUGGUCACGAAUCGUUCUUCAUCCGGGCCCAACAAAUCUUCGAUCUGGCCCUUCAAGACACGUUGAACUGGAGGGUAUUGCUCGCCUUUUUCCGCUGCACCGGAUUCGUUAAGCCCAGCGAGGGCAGCGAGAAUGAUGAAGAGGCAAAUCUCCCGCAUUUAUCAAGGCGAUUUGAUCUUUGUAACCGCUCCUUCCAGAAUCUAAUUGCUCGCCAAACGGCAGCAGACGCCGCCGCCGAAGGCAAGAAGAUCGAUAUGGAGCUGGUCACUUUGGGACUCGAGGAUGGAAUGCGCCAUGAUCAAGCCUUCGCUGCAGAUUCACUAAGCGAGCUCGAACGGACCAACCUCACUUCCAUCGUCCGUGAUGGCCAAUGGAACUUCAAGAGGACAGAGGAUCAACCGGACGAUGGUCUCAAUGAAAGUGAUCUCUUCCUCUCGCCGCCGAAUCCGCAUCUGGAUACUGACCCAGCCCCGAGAGACUUUGAACCUUGCGUGCAUCUUCGUGAGCAGCUCAAGACACUCAUUGAUUCGAAUCUGAUUGCAACAAGUACCGAGGGCGAUGAAGAGGGAGCGAGCAUCCUCCAAUUAUCAGAAUCAGAGGUCACCAGUGGUAUCAAGGCUGUCAUGCGAUCUAUCAAUGAUUUGCUCUCAUCUAACCACGGAUUCUCGUUCGCAGAAUUUGCCGGUACCGUGUCUUUCUCAGGUACACAGGGAGACCGCAACAGAGUAGUUUUGGUGUCUCACCAGCAUGAAGGACAUUUCAUAUUAGUGGUUCUCCAAUACGAGCUCAAGGCCAGCGCAAGUGAAGCCCGCAAGAGCGAUACGAUCGAGAGCGAAGUAGGCAAGAGCAGACCGGACAAAAGAAAAACAGGCAAGAGCAAGGACAGCGAAUACGUCGCCGUCACACGUGUAAUUGACUCUGCGCCAUGGACAAUGACGACAGGCGAGCGCGCCAAAAUCCAUGAGCAACUGAAAUCAAGUGGCCUAUUGACAGCUGAAAAGGAAGAGUUCCCGGAUAACGAGAUACUGACACUGAAGUGGAUAGAUGGGCCCCAGCAAACGCGUAUUGAAACAUCUGGCUACUUCACAGUCAUCAGCGCGUGGGCUGUACUACUCGGUCUACCUAUCAACAAUGACUUCCAACCUAAAGAAGAUUUUUUUACCCAAGCUUCAUGCCUAAUCGAAGCUAUCAAAGACGGACAUGCAGACUGGAAGCUGAUCUGGGCGUUCUUGCGCUGCGUUGGCUACACUCUGUCAGACCAAGCACCUCCAUCGGAGCGACGAUUCAAAUCUCGUCGCAACGUCGAUGCUAGUGAGCGGCGAAAGUUCAAAGAAAGCAAGACCAUGUUGCAGAAACGGAGAAGAAAGGCCUGGGGACAGAAUUACAACUCAAUGAUGGCGAAACUGCCGCAUCACAUUCUCAGAUACCCACACUUUUCGGUUUCGGUGAACACAGGAUUAGCGCACAACGAAGUCUUCCCAUGGGAUGAUUACGACGGACCUGAAAGAAGAGCACGUAUACCCGAGCUGAUCAAAUCUGGAAAGUACACCAGACAUUUGCAUACUACACCUACAGACCCCAAUGCAAAUCCACUUGCAAACCCAACCGCAAAUCCACUUACAGAUGCAGCUGCAAGUCCAGCUGCAAGUCCAGCUGCAAAUCCUGCACAGUUGCCUAACUCGGCAAAAGACCCGAAGACAGGAGCCCUAGUCACCACAGGUGGGCAUGUUGUAGCAGGUGUGGUGGAUCCACCUGCGGACGACAAUCCCAUCCCGAAGGACCUGAGCCUCUUUGACGAAGUCGCUCGCAUCCCAGAACUUCAACGUCUCAGCACUUUUGACAAAACGCUUUCCCGUGAAGAGAUACGGAAGCGCUACGACGCAUCAGCCAAAGACUUCCAACCAUGCGAACAUCUUCGUCGCACAUUGCAGAACUUGCUGGCAAACGACAAAGUCAAGGAAGAGGUGAAAACCUUUAGAAGUGGCGAAAGAGUAACGACCGAGUUUGGGAAAUGGCUAUCCGACGAGGAGGUGGCCAUGCACACCGCUGCGGUCACUUUGGCUAUCAACGACACGCAGAGUAUCGAAGAGGGUUACAGCGUUGUGUCGCCGGCAACUGUUGAGUUAUGUAAAGGUGUUGGCGCCAGCGUGACUCCCGCACUUCGACCCGGCCGUCCUCUACUCAUGCCAUUGUACUCAGAAAGUCAUUUCGUCCUGGUAAUUGUGCAGCUGAACGAAAAGGGCUUACCCGAAAUAUCGGUUCUCGACUCGUUGUUCUACCAUUACAACGCUUUUCAACGUAACCACAUCUUCGAGAUAGCCUGGAGGGUAGUAUGUCGUACGGCUUGGUACAGGCGACAUUUCCCAGAUGAAGCUACUUUCAAGAACGCCAAGCCUUCUCAUGCAACUUGGGUCAAAACCGCUCUUCAACCGAGUACGAAUGAAUGUGGCUAUUUCGUAAUGCUCAACGCCUGGGGACUGGCGCUAGGCUUGGAGCUCAAUCCUGCGGUGCGACUUAAAUGGACAAAACCGUUCUUCGAUGAGUUGUAUGAUGUUAUCAGUCUUGCGCGUUUGGGUCACGCAGACUGGAAACUCAUUUUUGCUUUUCUACGAUGCCAUGAUAUCGUACGGAAUGGCUCUGUACCCGAGAACAGGCGUUUUACCCAAACUCAUGCCAUACAAAACGAAGACAGAAUGGUAGAAGAUUUGGGAAGUCUUGGUGCUAUAGAGCUGAUAUACUGGCAAGAGCGGCAGCAGCCCACGCCUGAAGAAAAUGCGAGAAUGCGACGCUGUAAUCGCGUUCCAGGCCUCAAUGGUUCAUCACACAGCCAGGCUGGCGGCUUCCCUUCCGACGAAUGGACGGGUUCAAGCAAAUCGAAGUUUGUACCUCGCCUUCAGCAGCUGGGCAUCCUGAAUGUCAACCAUGACAGCUCCCAAUUGGAAGAAGCUCAUGAUGGCUCGUGGGGGAUAGCCUGCGAAAGAUUUCUCAACUCCGUCCCAGGGUCUAUCGCCGAAAUGACACGAGAUACAUUGAUACAAAGUUUACGAGUUCACCUCGAAAACCACUUUGCUGAGGUGGGAAAACAUUAUAAGGACACAUUUGCAGCAAGGGUAAGAGAUGUCUAUCAGACUUAUGUCCUCCUCAUGCAAAAACAUGACGUACGGCAAUGUUUCGGGGAUAUCGGCGUUGGGGUUACAAAGUCGGCCAAGCAUGACUGGAAACAACCCCUACACGAUUCUGAAGUGAAUUUGGCCAUCGUGUCGGUUCUGGAGGCCAUCGAUAAUCUCCAAUCUGAUGCCCAUGGGCGUACAAACUCUUCGAGCCUCUUCGCUGGAGGCUUUACGUUGGCAACGUCCGCCAGUCUGGCAUUCGCCCUCUGUUCCAAUGAUUCCGACAAGAAUUCCUUCGACAAUCUGGUGCUUUCGCGCCCUCGAAGGGCUUGGUUGAUGCCUUUGGUAGUCAGUAGCGGUGGCCUGUUGGAUGAGUUGAAGAACUGGGCGAAGGGAAAGGGUAUGAAAUGGAAGCCCCCUACUAACAGCCAAGCUGAAGGCCAUACGCUCCUCGUCUUGAUCCAAGAAUCGUUCAACGACGAGACCGACGAUUAUCCAGGCGAAACGCAUUUCGAGAUAGUAUUCAUCGACAGCUGUCAGAGAAUCUUCAAAGACGUGCAAGGAUUCUUUUUGGAGCGUAUCAGCAAGGCUCAUAAACGCCUCAAGUGGUCAGACCAUCGCCGUGUUUGGGAUGUUGUUCCACCCAGGGAGAUUCCUUCUGAUAUACAAGUGCCUCAGCAGCAAAACGGCGGCUGGCAAUGCGGACAUCACACGGUGAUCAACGCUUGGAUAAUCGCCUUGGGCCUUCAUCCCAAAGGAGACGCAAUUUACAAAGAGAACGGAUAUAAUCUGAUCUACAGACUCGCUCAAAUGGCCACCGCUGGCUUACUAGACUGGCGUACGCUUGCCGAAUUCCUUAUCAGCAAAAGGCUUACGAUAGAGACGAGUGCAGACGACGUACCAGAGUCUCGCCGGUUCAAGUUCACUUGUGCUCAAACCAAUGAGAGUGCGCUGGAUGUGAGGAUCAGAGAAUAUGCACUUGUAGACACUGCUCUUGGUACAUUACCGCCGACAGACACACCUUAUGACCACAAUACCAACUUUGUUCCUAUCCAAGAGGAAGAAGAAGAGGAAGGGUUAGCGCGAGAGUUCGAGGAUAUGAAAUCAGACUUCCCUGAAAAUCGGAGGAAUGCUAAAAGAAAACUGCGCGACGAUGGUAGCGACGGUCUCGCUCUGUGGGAUGAUGUAGCCGCUGGGCGGGAUGGAAGACAUGUUACUGCGGCCGACGCGCCGCGUCGAAGCAAGAGACAAAGGCUGUCGAACGGCCUCUCUUUUCUCGACGCGUACUAA
Messenger RNA from Alternaria infectoria, 4503 nucleotides. RefSeq lists its product as uncharacterized. The coding region runs from base 1 to 4503 and encodes 1500 amino acids. The record is from RefSeq and is a predicted model, not a curated record. Lineage: Eukaryota; Fungi; Ascomycota; Dothideomycetes; Pleosporales; Pleosporaceae. The transcript has 2 exons.